AUGGACUUCGACUUGAACAUGGAUUUUUCGUUCUUGAAUGGCGAUGAUCCAACAUUAGGCAUGGUAUUGGCGGCUGAUGAUAAUUCAUUGUGGGAAAAUUUUUCACCGUUUUUGGAUGACUCUGAAAUUGCACCGGAAGCAGCUGAGGACACAUUCUGCAGUAAGAUGAUUUCACAACUUGAAGGACUUGAACAAUGUGAUGAUCAUAGCUAUGCUGCCCUGUCACCGUUGAGUUCACCUCGUCAAGGAUCAUUAAGUCUUGGCAGUAAUUCGCCAACGAAUACAUCAGGCUCUGAGGCCUCAUAUCCGCUCGAUAUUCUGGAAGCGGCUAGUCAAGAAUUAUUCACUCAAACUUCGUUUGAUGAUGUAAAACCGGAGGUGACCUCACAGCCAACCACUACAACCGCAUCAAGCACCACCAACACUCGUCCUCAUUACGCACCAUACCGGCUACAAUCGCUCUCCAAUCAACAGAAACGUGCACCAACUCUUACGACAACUCGUUCAAUCGCUCAGCGACCAGCUCCCGUUGUCAGAUUCAAGCCUGCACUUCGAAAUCCGGCCAAUAUCUCUCUUAAUGCACCGUCAACAUUCUCCUCACCAUCUUCAUCAACUCUCGGAUCAACGCACACUAAUUCGAUUGUUAAAGGACCUACAGGCGAGCGACAAAGAAAAUAUCCAGCCCUAAUUUUGACAGAAGAGGAGAAGAGAUUAUGCAAAAAAGAGUCAAUUCUGCUACCAGAGUUCUAUCCAUUAACAAAGGCGGAGGAACGUGAUCUUAAGAGGAUUCGACGAAAGAUCCGCAAUAAAAGAAGUGCCCAAACAAGUCGAAAACGCAAACAGGAUUAUAUCGAACAGUUGGAAGAUCGUGUUGCUGAUUGUAGUCAGGAGAAUCAAGAACUAAAAGCACAGGUUGAAUUGCUCACUCGUCAGCAUCAGUCAGUACUUUCGCAACUACGAAAACUACAAGCAGCACUUGGGCAGAGCACCAGACGAGGAGCGCAAGCAGGUACAUGUUUGGCGGUUCUGCUGUUGUCAGUAUGCCUCCUUGUUGCCCCUCAUCUAAACCCUCUGCAAACCAAACAAAGAGCAGUAGAAUCAGACGAGGCCACCCGUGCUGCCGCCCGCCAACCGCACAACCUCAGUCUUCAGGAAGUACCGAGACGAGCUCCUGCACAAGCUCGUUCACGAACAUUGAUGGAAUACGUUUCGAAUGGGGCCCAGUGCCCUCAGGUGCCUGAGGCAUCGAUUCCCACGGAGCCACCAGCGGCUCCUGUAAAACUGAUCAAACAGGAUGCUCCGUUGGUGGCUAAGCGUCGAACUUUCGCAUCAGCAACACCUGUACCGAAUCCUGGAGGAGGAAUUAACUAUCUACAUGAACCGAAGCUCGAGUAUUCGUCGGAAGGUAUGGUUUAUACGACAGGAUCGGGUGGUGUGCGUCUGACGAAUUUUACCAACCAACGAAUCUACAGCACACAUCCGCACAAUCAUCAACAACAAUACCGUCAGGAACCGUCAGUGAAAAGGAUCAAAGCCGAGCUUUUCUGA
Molecule: messenger RNA, 1548 nt
Organism: Necator americanus (New World hookworm)
Lineage: Eukaryota; Metazoa; Nematoda; Chromadorea; Rhabditida; Ancylostomatidae
Exons: 12
Coding region: 1-1548 (515 amino acids)
Biological process (GO): regulation of transcription by RNA polymerase II
Cellular component (GO): nucleus
Molecular function (GO): DNA-binding transcription factor activity, RNA polymerase II-specific; RNA polymerase II cis-regulatory region sequence-specific DNA binding
Source: RefSeq, a predicted model, not a curated record